This is a messenger RNA of Lates calcarifer (barramundi perch), 539 nucleotides long. Its product is annotated as histone H2B 1/2. Gene Ontology annotation, cellular component: nucleosome. The record is from RefSeq and is a predicted model, not a curated record. Bases 30 to 407 code for a protein of 125 amino acids. NCBI's taxonomy places the organism in Eukaryota, Metazoa, Chordata, Actinopteri, Centropomidae. Gene Ontology annotation, molecular function: protein heterodimerization activity; structural constituent of chromatin; DNA binding. The transcript has a single exon.
CAGUUGUUUGACAACACCAAACUCUAACCAUGCCCGGAGAACCAGCGAAGGCAGCGCCCAAGAAGGGUUCCAAGAAAGCCGUCACUAAGACUGCCGGUAAGGGUGGGAAGAAAAGGAGAAAGACCAGGAAGGAAAGCUAUGCUAUCUACGUAUACAAGGUGCUGAAGCAGGUCCACCCUGACACCGGAAUCUCUUCCAAAGCCAUGAGCAUCAUGAACUCCUUCGUGAGCGACAUCUUUGAGCGUAUCGCCGGUGAGGCCUCUCGUCUGGCUCACUACAACAAGCGCUCCACCAUCACCUCUAGGGAGAUCCAGACCGCUGUCCGCCUGCUGCUGCCCGGUGAGCUGGCUAAGCACGCCGUGUCUGAGGGCACCAAGGCUGUUACCAAGUACACCAGCUCCAAGUAAACAGCUCUGCAGCGUUAAUACAAUAAACCAAAGGCUCUUUUAAGAGCCACCCACUCUGUCUACAAAGGCAAACCUUCCUUAGUUUAGUAUCUGAAUACUCACUGAGAAUUAAAACUUACUUAAAUUUUUUUU